Molecule: messenger RNA, 4422 nt
Organism: Wasmannia auropunctata (little fire ant)
Lineage: Eukaryota; Metazoa; Arthropoda; Insecta; Hymenoptera; Formicidae
Exons: 14
Coding region: 507-2357 (616 amino acids)
Biological process (GO): nucleoside metabolic process
Molecular function (GO): catalytic activity
Source: RefSeq, a predicted model, not a curated record
UACCAUUGAGUACGAGACACCCUAUAUAUUGUUCCUUUUUUGGCCUACUGACUUAUCAUUGCGAUAAAAUUUCAAACCUUUGUGUAAUUUCUGCCAAUUAUUGAUAUAGCGAAAUGAAAUCAAACAUCAAACCGUCCAGGGGCCCCCACUUUUUUAAAUCCGGCACUGCCACAGUCACAUACUGGGCAGGACAGACCUGGCAGUGUGCGUUGGGAGUGGGACUGCUUGAGUGUGUUGUGCAAAAGCUACGAGCUGACACCGCUGGCUGGUGGCUGACAUCACGGGUGCUGAUCUGCGCAGAUCCGCACAAACAAAAAAAGAGAAAAGGUGCAAUCGGUGUCGCAAGUGACGCCACUGGCGACAGUCAGCGGCCGCUCGUCGAUCGGAGCGGAGGUUGGUGUCGCACACCUGGCGUUGCGUCACGAAGUGUUCUGGUUCGGUGCGCCUUCCUGUCACUUUUGCGAGGGAAUAGCAAUCCAGACAAGAAGGAAUAAACAUACGCGAAGAUGAGCGAGAAGACUGAGCACAUCGUUAUGACGCCGAAAUGCAAGACGGCGAACUCCACGACGUUGAUAAUCGAGAGGCAGGCGCUGGAGCCGCCGGCGGAGAACGGGAACGAGAACAACGUCCACGUCGCCGGCGGGGAUCACAAGGGGAUUGUCAUCAACAAGCAGGCUGUGGCCGUGACAAACGGUGAGGUGCAUCCCGCCCAGCUGUGCCUGCAAUUCAGGGUGUUCCUGGUGAGCGCGCAAACCGGGAAGCACACGCAGGAGCAGAGGACCCUCCAGUUCUGGUUCGUCGACAGGCUCGCCGAGGCGGAGCAGCCGAGCGUCGCGCAAGAAUUUUUCAGAGAGCUCGUCACACCGCAGGAGUUUCCGAGAGAUUACGUCGGGUUUAUCAAAAAGAUAAUGAAAUUGAUGCAACAUAAGUAUCCCAAUAUUAAAAAACUAGAGGUGGAAUUGAGACAAUUGGAAGAGCCGAUCACCCUACCGAGCAGGCCAUCUACUGGUCACUUACUAUUCACACUUCCUUCCUCUGAGAAAAUUAUGUGGAGAUCAGUAUCCACAGACGAAACCGUCAUGGGUCAAGUGAUUGAGCUAACGGUAGAAAAAGUUCUGGAGCUUAUCGAGUCUGCCUAUCCGAAUCCAGUUACUGUGGUUGACAUGGCGAAGGAACACGGAUGGGAGCCGUCAGCUGUGGAGGCUAAAUUAAAAGAGCUUCAAGAGAAAGGGCUUGUUAAAGCAAUGGAUCAUGGGGCUUUCACGCGUGUUGUCCACGAAGAUACUCAAGUUCAAGUGGUAAAGCAGAUGCCAACGAUGGCAAGCGCGAAACAACCCACCAUAGCUAUCAUUACAGCUCAAUAUUGUGAAAAACUUGCUGUGGAUUCGUUGAUUGAAAGCAAGGAAACCUUUGUUCGCUACACUACCGUUGGUACCGCAAGCUCACCAGACGCGAUAGACGGAGUUCCGCGGGUGAUAUGCCGUUUUGGGGAAUCAAACGUAUAUACUCUGGGCAAUAUCGGUACGCAUAGGAUUGUGUGCACUAAACUGCCAACUGUAGGCCACACCAGGGAAGCAAUGACCGCAGCUGGCAAUACUACUACUAGAUUGUUGGGUACAUUCCAAAAGGUGGAUUUUGUCUUUCUCGUCGGAGUCGGCGGUGGUGUUCCUCAUUAUACAGAUUACAAUAAACACGUGCGAUUGGGCGACGUGGUGAUAUCGCAUCCGACGCCGCUCAAUAAGAAGUAUGCUUACGUUUACUGCGAAAGUGCCAAAAUGAACGAGAGCGGGAACUAUCAUUUUGAGACCAAGGAAUAUUGCCCGCCGAAUCUCAGUCUUCAAGAAAUCGCGGCGACUCUCAAGAAACAGGCUGAAAACGAGACAUUUCCGCCGUGGCAGACGUACAUGAAGGAAGGUUUGCAGAAUCUGGUGAAUCAAUCGGAACAUGAUUUUAACGCGCCACCACCAGAAUCCGAUAAGCUUUACAUGGCUAUUGGAGAGAGGGACGUCAUCGAAGUGUCUCAUCCAACCGCUCCUCUAGAUUCCAUAAAUAAACGAACCGAUGGAUGCUCUCGAAUUCAUCUAGCGCCAGUGGCGUCCGGUCGGCAAGUCGCGCGAGACGAUCAACUUAGACAAAAGUUCGCGACUCGAUUCGGCGCGCUCGCAUUUGAUGCCGAGAUGGAUGCCGUCGUGGAGAGCAUCUUAGGCAAUUGCCGCGAGAAUUUCGCUGUAAUCCGCGGAAUUGCCGAUUACAAGGACGGCACCCGAAUCAAAGAAUGGCAGCCUUACGCGGCACUGGCGGCAGCCAGCGUGAUGAAAGCUAUAAUCUGCGCUAUGGAUCCACCUACUAAUGACUAAUAUCGCAUCUCGUCUAGUUUUUCUGAUUUCAUUUUGGCGUAAGAACGCAACGCGCAUAAUUUUUUGUAGGACAAAGGACGGGGUCUAAAAUCAAAACAGCACAAUAUAUAUUGCACAAUUAAGUAAAAAAAAGAUAAACUAAAAUUUUGGUAGGUUUCUUAAUUAAUAUUUAAAGAUAAAUGGAAAGUUGCGCAAUACUUUAUCUUAGAAUUAUAACGCGCUGCACUCCAAUCUUUUAUUAUCUUUUUUUUUAGUGCCAUUUUUACAAACGCUUAUUUGACAAUAUUUUUUUCGAAGGUAUUUUUAUCCGAUUAUAUUAUUGACAUUGAAAUCAAGAUAGUUAAGCAUUUUCGAGAAUGUCAAGAAAAAUAUUUGACCGUUGGUCAUUUUUUACUUGAACUUUUUAUGCAUCAAAGCUCGGAAAGAAACAGUGCCAUUAUUAUUUCCUAUAAUAAUUGGCGCAUAACACGUUGUAACUGUUGCAACGAGACAUUUUUUUUCUUUGCGAAAAUAAACUUACGUAGAUUAGUGGACUUACCUUAAAGGGGUGUGUGUUACAAACACAUAUGUGACCAUGUGACCUAUUCCGAGAGUAAUGAAACUUUUAAAACUUAUAUUGACAGCGUUGGGUGCAAAUACAAUAAUUAUACUUAAGCUUGAUUCAUCUCAAAUACAUUGAGACGCGCAUUUCUGUUCACUAGAUUGGGUAAAACGUACAAACAUAGUAACAGAGUGUUUUGGAAGUACAUCAUGAAAAUGGAAUGGAAGAACUAUUGAACAACUUUAUGCCAUCAAAUUUUAUGUUAAAUUCAAUGAAUGUGCGACAAAAAGUUAAGAAAAGAUUAUGGAAGCCAAGCCAAAUUUCCCAUUGGCAGUAAUAAAGUGUUUACGAAAAGACGAGAAACUUGUCACGGGACAAGGCUUAGUCGAAGAGUUUUUGAUAUAUUAAUCCAGGUGGUGAAUUUGCGUCUUCAACCUCUCUUGAAUCCCAUUAUUUCACUUUUAUUAUCUCAAGAUUAUAUUACUUUUUCUAUUCCUUUUCCGAUUUGUUUCCUCCUCUUUCCGUAUCCUUAAAAAAUUUCAAAAAAAUUUUAUAAAGAUGAUGCAAUAUUUGGACCGAACCGAAACAUGUCCAUCCCGACCGAAUUGUCAAACCAGACUCGUAUAAGGCCUUUAUAAGUGUUUCUUAACUUUUCAAGUGUUAAUUUCAUUUCGUUGAGUUUAACAUAAUAUUUGAUGGCGUAAUAUACGUUUAACAUUCUUCUGUUCCAUUUUCGUGAUUUUUAAAAAACACUUACUAAUCUUGUAAUUACUUUUCAUACAACUGAUGAACAGAAAUGCACAUAAUCUCAAUGCUUAGGAAGAAUUAAACUUAAAAAUAAUUAAAUAUUUUUGUUUUUUAUCUAGCUGCCAACAUAAGUUUUAAAAAUCAAUCUCAUUACUUUCGAAACAGAUCACAUAUCAUUCAUUUGCUACAACAAUGUAACUCAAAAAACAAAAUUUUUUAGUUUAAAUGUUUUAAAUCAUAAAAAUUCACACAUAUAGAAAUCUGUGUUAAAAUUUUGUGUCAAUAUUUUUUAAUGUAAUUUUGGUAUUACAAUUUGGUCUACUUAUUGUAAAGGAAAGUAUUAUUAGCUUUUCGUUCAAUUCUCAUCCAGAAUUCCCUUUUCUUCGCGGAUGACUUAAAAAUUACAAUUUUUGAAUCAAGUUAUUGUUGGAGCAAAUGAGCGAUAUACGUUCGACUUUGAACACCAAACAAUCAGAGGCAACAAAGACUAAUGACGCUUUAAAGGAUCAUUCUCUAGAUAGGUAAUGAAUUUAAAUAGUAACUAUCUAAACUUAAUCUAAUAGUGCUACCGUUACAUUCGUACUUGCUAUGAUUAGGAUGAUUAGACAUUGCACCAGGUCCAAACGAGAUACCAGUUAGACAAAUUAUAAACUGUUCUAGUGGUAGGUAUGGUAGACGCAACCGGAACUGAAAGUACACUUAACAGUAUUUAUCAAAUCGAAAUGAAAUUGUCGUUACAGUAUAUCGCUGAGUAAUUAUUAAAUGUUUACCAGAGUA